CUAGUCGCUACAGUAGUUGAAUUAUCGUAUACAGUUGAUUUUCCUCAAAAUCUAUUAUUUUACUUAUUAACUACAUCUGUUUGCUGUGUUAGAUAAAUUAGAAAGUAUUUCAUUAUAUAAAAAUACACUUUUUUAUUCAAACAGCAUUUAUUUUGCCGCCAUAAUAUCAGAUGUUGAUAGUUCGAAAUUGGUGUGUGGAUCAAGUCAAACUGUCUAAAUUUUUACAAGAUUGUGGUAGGAUAUCGCGAUAUCUGCUGAUAAAAAGCCCUUUCAUUAAAAAGUUCGCGUGAUCUUAACAUUUUAACAUCUUAUUUCGUCAAUCAAGCGUUCUCGUUUCCUUGUAAAGUCAGUGUCAGUGUUAGACAUAAGCAUUAAAAAUCUCUCUAUUUUUUUUUCGUGUAUAUCUAACCCUUCGGUAUCCAUUUUUAUCAUAAUAGUUUUUAAGACCGAAUUGUUCCAGUUACAGAUGUGCUUUGUACAAAUCCGAUGCGGUUUAUUAUGUUUCUGAAUGCAUCGGACAAAUCUGUUUUUUGACAUCAAUGUGUUCCGGAGAUGGUGUGUAAGGAGGAAUUUCUAAAAUGGUUUAAAGACUUAGAUAGUUAUAAACGGAUUGAUAUGUUAUGUGAAUUAAUAAAUAUGUGUGUUCCAUUCGAGCUGCGGUUUAUCGGCAGCUGUGUAGAAGAAAUGGGCAAGCAUAGUUAUCAAGAGCUUCGGCAGCAAGCAUUGUUUGCCAAUAACCUUGAGAAGCUGGAGAAGGAUGUAAUGUUUAAAAAUCAAAGUUUAUACGAAGAAGCUGUGCGACAUAGAGUGUUAAUAAACAUUUCUUUAUUAAAAUCUAGAAAUUAUAGUGUAGCUAAUUGGUAUUCGAAAAAGUUUUUAAGGACAGACUAUAUCGAAGAUCUAAUUCAUAAAGAGAAAGACGAAUUAGUGCAAAACGAACUGUUGUUGUUGUUCACUAUGGCCUCUAGGCAUCCCGCAUUUAGUUUUGACCAAAAGCAAUUCUUUUCUAGCAUUCUUUUACAACUGCAUAAUAUUAGGGAUAGUCGGUUUAUCAAACAAUCGAACACAUAUGGUUACCCUCCAGGAUUUGGUUAUCCAACAGAUCAUCGAAAGGUUCCAGACGGCACUUCUUUUCCUAUUAAUUUCCAUGUACAGCCACCAGGACUUCCUAAUAUGGAAUAUGCAUUGCCUCAUUUAAGGGGUUGGCCUGGUCUGCAUUGUGGAGCACCAGCUGAGGUGCCACCUUUUCCUCCUCACCAGCCUCCAUUGCAGCCGCCUCAACCGGCCACCUCGCCCCUAGUCACCUCGCCCAGUCAGUCACGUAGUACGUCGCCGCACCGAACGUCUAUAGCUUCCAGAGCUCCGGCAUUAAGUAUAUUAACGACGCUCGCACCUACGGUGGCAAUACCGACCAUUGCACCAGCAGGUGUUGUACCAUCAGCUCCAGGUAUUCCUCCUCCAGGUGGAAUACCCCUUCCUGCUCCUUCAGUGGCAUCGGUACCUACCAUGAUACCCGUGCCGUUAGAGGCUCUGGCACCACCCGCUCAACUGAGCCAAUCUAGUCAACCUUCGCCAAUUUUUAAUUCUAUUAAGCCAGGACAGCCAGAAUGUGAUGAGUUAAGUACGAACAUAAAGGAAGAGCCACCGAUCAAGCCUCCUAUAAUAAACGCUUGGUUGGGCCCGCCCGAAGCAAAGCAACUUAAUGGUAUGCGAAUACCGCCUUUUCCACAAAGCAAUAUUAGGACGUCCAUAGCGGAUCAUAUGCAGGCCAUGUCGCUCACAGACGAAAACUCUCAUUAUCAGUCGUCAAGUAGUAACAGUACUCCACCUCAAUCGCCCCCUGACACUCCCUCAAACAUGUCGUCGAACACGUCUACUCCUCACGGGCCGGGUAGGGGGCCAAUGGAGAAGAACAGGAUCAACGGCAUGCCCAGUUUUAUGCAUCCCUUUGGGGACACUACGUCACCUCCACCACCACCUGCGUUCACUUUUUCCUAUGGUCCCUUGCCGCAAAACAGAUUUUAUUCAAAUGCCGCUUUUAGACCGGCCACGACGACCUACUGUCAGUACCCGUACCCCAACCAGGAAACCACGACGUUCGCUCCCUACACUAUCCCGUACAUUUCAGUCCUGUAUCCCAGUUGUUACACUCCCGCCAAUCCCCUACCUCCGAGGCACCCUCCCGGAUGUUACAACUGCGGCGCCACGGGUCAUCUCGGGCAGGACUGCACCCUGCAGAACAUCGACGAGAUCACCCAGAAAAAGACCUACAGUGUGGAUUUUAGCCCAGUGCAGUCGGACGGCGGCGAAAAAUGAUACAACUAAGUAGGAGUCACAUUUAGAACACAGAUUUUUCAGUACGCCACUGCGCGUGCGUAUAGCUAGAAGGAGGCUGUUUUUGCGCGGGUUGGAAUUCAAAAAUCAGUUUAUCGCUGGAGACGACCCUGCAUCAAUGGCAGGAACGUAUCGAUAGGGCUAAAGUUGACGAUGGGCUGAUUUUUUCCGAUUUGGCAAGGAAUUCAGCUUAACACACGAUCACGGCGAAAUCGUGACUCUAAACGAAAGACGAUCCUAGCGAUCGUCGAUUGAACGAAUGAGGUAGUAGAGUAAGAUCCCAGAGCGAUCAGACAUAAGUUAUUUUCACAAGGAUGAAUUCUUAGACUCUCAGUAGUGCUCUCAUGUGCUUUGAAUACCGGCGUGUUUGUGAGUUUCGUCCUGUGACACCUUUGCAGAUACCAGGUGAGCUAGCUAACUAAGUAACAUAACUUAAAUUUGUAUGGCUGAUUUUUAUAUAUAUGUUAGGCUAAAAUGGAUACUUUGCUAGUUUUCAAACUAGCCAUCUAUUUUGCAAACAAAUAGCAAAACCAACACCACAAACUGACAGCUAACCAACAAAAUAACAGCGCUUUUUGCAAAAUAGCUGGCUAUUUUGAAAACUAUCCACUUUAGCCGUAACAUAUACAGGUUGUUAAUUUGUUUAUUACUCGCGGCUUUAUGGUUGAAAUAUGGCAACCUCGGCUCGCUCGUCGAUAGACGACGGCGACGCCACGGGACGAGUCGGCAGAAAACCCUAUAAGUGCAUGCUUUCUCAAUAAGCAGUGUUGUCAUUCUGUUCCCCUAUAAGUAACUAUCAAGUUAACAACCUGUAUAUAUAUUGUAGAAUAUUACUCUGAAGUAGUAUCAGACACUUUCCAUGGACCAGAACUUUUAUCAGACGCUUUAAAGCUCCACAAGGAAUUAAUUAACUUUUUUAUUUAUUUUUAAAUGUCUGAUUUUUACAUAUGUGAUUAAGACAGCUAUUAAAAAGUUAUAUUUAAUCAGCCAGGCAAAACGUAAUGACCAAACAUCCCUUAAAAAAAUAAAUAAGCUCAUGUUAUUUAAACAGAGAUGCAAAAAUAUUAAAUCGAAAGCAGUAGGUAUUUUUAAAAUAUUUAAAUACUUUACUCGGAAACGCAUAGUUCUCAGGCGCUCACAGUCACGGCUGAAUAAUUUUGUGUUUAGGGGAUGUUUGGUCAUUACAAUCUGUCUGACUGAUUAAAUAUAACUUUAUAAUAGAUGUCUUAAUAACAUAUGUAAAAAUAAGUAAAGUUCAUUUAUUUCUUGUUGAGCUUUAAAGCGUCUGAUAAAAGUUUUGGUCCAUGGAAAGUGUCUGAUACUUCAGAGUAAUAUUCUACAAUAUAUAUAUAAAAAUCAUCCAUACAAAUUUAAGUAACUCUUAUUUUUAGUUACCGUUCUCACAUGGUAUCUGCCAAAGUGUCACACGGCGAACCCCACAAACACGCCGGUAUUCAAAGCACAUGAGAGCACUACUCAGAGCCUAAGGUUUCAUCUUUGUGAAAAUCAGUUAUGUCUGAUUGCUGCUCUAGGAUUUUGGACUAUAACUGUAACUAUCGCCUAAAGCUGAAACGUUUGUAACGUUAUAUGUGUAUUUUUUUAUGUCUACUACACAUACGAAAAACGUUUUUUGUCGUAUAUAUUUUUAUACAAGUAAUUUUUUAUUUGGGUGAUGUGACAAAAAAGUUUUACAACUUCUCAAUCGAUUGUAUGGUUGUUCUACAGUAGAACCGUGUCUAUUAUACGUGAUAUUUUUUGCCAAUCAACGAAAAAUCAGCGUCGAUCAUCAGCUUGUUACUCGAUAUCGGUUGGCACUAAAAACGGAUUUUUUAGAAACUCCCUCUACUAUAGGUGAAAUAACGAUUUUUAUUGUUGCUGUGAUUGGGGAGUGAAAUCUGUUUUUCUGUUUAGUUAUUUAUAUAUAAUAUGUAUGUCCCAACAUUUUCGAGUUUUCGAAUUCGUCUUUGUAUUUAAAUUUAAGCGUACAUGCGAGGUCGGCAUAUUUUUUUAGACUUUUUUUCUCUUGAAGUGUACUUUGAAACGCAAAUAAGCUUUUUUUACUUGGUACAUGAUAAUUAAUUAUUGGAAAUGAUUUACAAUACCGGUGAAAUAUUUUUUUUUACUUUACAAAUAGGACUUUUCUUUUUUACUGUACAAUAUACCCACUUUAACAUUGAGAUUCUCUAAAUCUUCAUUUUCUAUACCAAACGUAUUUUCGAUAUAAACAAGAAAUAAUUGGACAUCGUAUCGCCCAUAUAAAUGUGUAUAAGAGAAAUGAAUGCUUGAUAAACAACGUUGUGUCUUUAUUUUCUAUUGAGAUAGACAUAUAUGUAAUAUAAACAUUCAUCUGUACGUUAGUAGAUCUCAGUUCUUAAACUGAAUAGACUGUGUAGUUCGCUUAUAUUUUUUAAUGUUAGCAUCUUAGAUAUACUAUAGAAUGAUCGAAAAAAAAAAGGUCGUCAUUUCCAAGACAACUGAACGCCGUUUUUUUUUAUGAUACGGUACAUAGAACUAUAAUAAAAAUAUAAACUCACUCAAGUCAAUAUAUUUAGUGUUUAUAACUUAUUUAUUAAAACACUAAUACGUCAUCAAUUAUCUGAGUGUUCCUAUUGCAAAAAUAAAUGAAAGCAUAUUUUAAUUUUAAAUGCCUACAUUAAUGCUAUUUUUAGUAGAAUAAUCCUUUACUACUUACUUUUCUACUAAUGAGAAUUUUCUAAAAAUCUAAACUAUGGUAGAAUGUUUAUUUACAUUUGCUUUGUUUAUCUACGCUUCACAACAAAGUAUAAACAAAAGAGUCCAUUUAUUUUUUAUAGUCAAUGAUAUUCAAGCAAUAUUCAUUUUAUCCAAUUUAUUUAUUCCAGUUUAUUAUUACUAUUAUGUUAAAAAACAAAAACUUUAUAUUUUACACCUUUUUUUCACUAUUUUAACAUAUAUCCAGAACGCUUUAUAUCUUGAAGAUAGAAAGAAGUCCAUUAUUAUUUUGGGUAUAGUUGAAUCAUUCAAAUUUGCCAUAUUGUAACUAUUUUUUAUUUAUUAUUUUAUUGAUUUGUUGUGAUUUUGUUACUUUUUUACUACCAAUAUUGUCAAAUUAUAUAAGUUGAUCAAUUUAGGACCGUAUCUACAAAGAUAAUAGUCUUAGCCGUAUAAUUUGAGUAUAGUGUCUGGGAUCUCAUUGGCACUAAUUUUUUUUGUUGGUCACAUAAGACUAUUAACUGGUAAUACAUGUGAAGGUGAGAAACCUGUAUCUGUACAUUAUCAAGGUUCUACUGUAAAUAGUGACUUAUAGUUUAAAGUUAAUAUUUAAAUAUUGAUAUAUUUAUAAUACAAUCAGUAUGACUGAAGUUUAACUUAAAUGAGAUUAUUAAAUAAAAAUGAUUUUCUA
Molecule: messenger RNA, 5716 nt
Organism: Sitophilus oryzae (rice weevil)
Lineage: Eukaryota; Metazoa; Arthropoda; Insecta; Coleoptera; Curculionidae
Product: extensin
Exons: 10
Coding region: 553-2316 (587 amino acids)
Molecular function (GO): nucleic acid binding; zinc ion binding
Source: RefSeq, a predicted model, not a curated record